Molecule: messenger RNA, 1764 nt
Organism: Brienomyrus brachyistius
Lineage: Eukaryota; Metazoa; Chordata; Actinopteri; Osteoglossiformes; Mormyridae
Gene: dkk2
Product: dickkopf WNT signaling pathway inhibitor 2
Exons: 5
Coding region: 459-1205 (248 amino acids)
Biological process (GO): multicellular organism development; negative regulation of canonical Wnt signaling pathway
Cellular component (GO): extracellular region
Molecular function (GO): receptor antagonist activity; co-receptor binding
Source: RefSeq, a predicted model, not a curated record
GAUCGCUUUCCCUCUUUGUCAGGUCUGAAUGAGGGGCGGAGGAAACAAGCCCAUUAGGAUCCUAUAAAAAAAGAAAGUAUCUGAGGUCAUAAAUACUAGGUUGCCUCAAAAAAAUGCCAACAGACCGCCAAGGACAGGCUACGAAGCACUCGGCGCGAAUUUUUACCUUGACAUUUUGGGAAGAUAAUACAAACCAACUUAUACUCUCGCCCUGACUUGUGAUCGACGAUUUACAGGACAGUGAUAUUUACUCCUGAUACAUUUUUAAUCGUUUUUUUUCCUAAUAACAAAUUUGUUGUAUUUAUUCCCUAUUUUGUUUGAUUGACAAAAUAAUUUUUGGUGCUGGUAGUUAUGAUUAACUUGGUUUUCCUCUAAUUGCGGAUUUUAGAUUUUUGUUCCGAAUACAGUUUUCAGAUUUUGUUUUAGAAUUAAAAAGAAUCCCCGAGUCCUUUCUGCCAAUGAUGCUGGUACUGAGCCGGGGUAGAUGCUGCUCGGCUCUCCUUUUGAUGCUCGCCGCUGUGAGAAUCGCAAGCUCACAGAAAUCACACGCCGGAUCCAAGGUGAACUCCAUCCGGUCGCCUUUGUCAGGAGAAGCCCCGACGACUCCCAUAAAUUGUUCCGGAUCCGGAGUUAUUAAGAAAGGACAGAAAUCGUCUCAGAUGUAUCCUUGCACCAGUGAUAAGGAGUGCAGCAAGGGGACCUACUGUCACUGCCCGCAGCACGGCGCCCCCCACUGUCUCAAAUGCAGGCGGCGGAAGAAGCCUUGCAAUCGAGACACCAUGUGUUGCCCUGGCAACUACUGCAGCCACAAUAUUUGUGUUCCUGUCUCAGACCGACUUGUGUCACCACGUGUCCCGAAGCUGAAGGACCAUAAAAAGCUUGCGUCUAAGGAGCACGGCUGGAAAAAGAACCAGAUAAAGCCUGCUGUUGUCAAAGGUCACGAGGGCGACCCCUGCCUGCGCUCCUCGGACUGCAUGGAGGGCUACUGCUGCGCCCGCCACUUCUGGACUAAGAUGUGUAAGCCAGUGCUGCGGCAAGGCGAGGUUUGCACGCGCCAGCGCAGGAAGGGCUCCCACGGCCUCGAGCUCUUCCAGCGCUGCGACUGUGCCAAGGGCCUCGCCUGCAAGAGUUGUUGUAUCUUGCAUCACUGGAGACGAAUCUCAAUACAACUGCUGUCGAAAUACCGUCCACUACAAUCCAGCUAGAGAGAGCGAUGUGGGAUCCACGAGGAACAAAACGCGAUGAAUGAUCAGAAGAAGGGUUUAGUAAAAUUACCGAGAGCUGUAAACAAACUAUGUUACCCCAAAAUGAUAAUCAUUUAACAUUAAAUGCAAAAAUUACUUCAUUAACAAUUAUUCUCAUGAAUAGCCAUAUAAGUAGUACUGUUAUAAUUCCCAUUCUUUUUUAUGAGAUUUUUGGAAAUAAUAUAUAUUUCUAUAACAAAAUAUUGCUGAUGGGUAAGCAUUGAUAAAUUAAGAAAAUAUAUUGAUUAGACUACAAAAUUCUCCUAUCACUUUGUUUGAUUUACUUUCAUUGGCUGUAUAGUUGGAUGUUGGUCUUUCCUCACUAAAUGAAGCCACAUCUGUUCAAGAAUAACGUUACAUUAUUGCUUUGUGAAACACUUUUGAUGCAAUAUGUUCCAUGCAUCUCCUGUAACGGAUUACAUUUAAAUUUGUUGUUUUAUGCACCAGUUAAGGCCUGUAAUCGGUUCACAAGACCAAUAAGCUCUUACUUUGUAAAUAAACACUAUUUAAGAAUCAACAA